Molecule: messenger RNA, 373 nt
Organism: Galeopterus variegatus (Sunda flying lemur)
Lineage: Eukaryota; Metazoa; Chordata; Mammalia; Dermoptera; Cynocephalidae
Product: acyl-CoA-binding domain-containing protein 7
Exons: 3
Biological process (GO): fatty acid metabolic process
Molecular function (GO): fatty-acyl-CoA binding
Source: RefSeq, a predicted model, not a curated record
GCUGAUUUUGACAGAGCUGCAGAAGAUGUGCGAAAGCUGAAAGCAAGACCAGAUGAUGAAGAACUGAAAGAACUCUAUGGGCUUUACAAACAAGCCAUCAUCGGAGACAUUGAUAUUGAGUGUCCAGCAAUGUUAGAUUUAAAAGGCAAGGCCAAAUGGGAAGCGUGGAACCUCAAAAAAGGGUUGUCAAAGGAAGAUGCCAUGAGUGCCUAUAUUUCUAAAGCAAAAGAGCUGAUAGAAAAAUAUGGAAUUUAGAAUUCAGUAUAUGCGAAUUUUUCCCUUCUGAAGCCUUCAUAAUGGUAUUAUAACCUGACAUUUAGAGGGGAAACUAUAAAUGUUAACUCUGUGUAUCACGUACAGUUUUGCUAUUAGC